Messenger RNA from Cynara cardunculus var. scolymus (artichoke), 938 nucleotides. Its product is annotated as transcription factor bHLH47-like. Lineage: Eukaryota; Viridiplantae; Streptophyta; Magnoliopsida; Asterales; Asteraceae. The record is from RefSeq and is a predicted model, not a curated record. The coding region runs from base 219 to 812 and encodes 197 amino acids. The transcript has 5 exons. Gene Ontology annotation, molecular function: protein dimerization activity.
AAAGGUACCUGCCGGCCACACUCCUCUUCACCUCUGCGAAAUCAUUCUUUUCUCCCGCCACACGCCGCCCCUUCUCCCUUUCUACGGUGGUGCGUCACGGCGUCUCUCUCACAAGUACACAAAGUUCAGGGUUCUGCUAAAGACCAGAAGGGAAUAAGCAUCUGAGCAUUGAUUAAUCGGAGGAUCGUAUUAUUGCUUCAAAAACUAACAUAGUUGGGAUGGGAGCGAAGAACUCGCCGACGAGCUUGCUUCCUAGCAAGAAGAAUCUGGGUAAAGUUCCUAAAAGAAUCCACAAGGCUGAAAGGGAGAAAAUGAAGCGUGAACAUCUGAAUGAACUCUUCCUGAAAUUAGCUGAAGCACUUGAAGUGGGAGAACAAAACAGCGGAAAAGCCUCUAUCCUUGGCGAAACUACUCGUUUUAUAAAGGUGAUGCUUGAUCAGAUCAAGAGCCUCAAAAAAGAGAAUGCAGCUUUAUUGUCGGAGUCACAAUACGUGAAAUUGGAGAAGAAUGAGAUUGAAGAUGAAACUUGUGGUCUACAAAUCCAGAUUGGCGAAUUGAAGAGGAGGUUGACCGUAAAAGAGGAAAAGAAGCUGGACCUGAAUGCACCCCCUAUAGAAUCCCAAGAACAACAGUGUUUGAUGGAGGAUAGUCCAAUUGUAAAUCCUGUUUUUGUCUUCCCAGCUUGUCUUAACUUCCAAGGUGGCGGUGGUGAUGGUGAUGGUGGUGUGGUUAAGGCUGCAUCAAAUGUGAGGAAACCACACCCUAGAUAUCCCACCUCAUUGGAUUCAUGGCACUUCCAACUUCUGCCAUAGGAGGAAGAAUUACAGUGAGUAUACAUACAUACAUACAUACAUUAUAGUGUAUUGUUAGGAUGAGUGGUUCAUAUAGUGUGUUGUUUGGGUCACUGUUCAAUUUCAUGUGAUCUUUUAUUAUCUACU